CGGUGCGCGGCCGGCGGUGCAGACGGCGGCCACGGGAGGCGAGGCUCGGACUUUUUACGUUUAAUUUCCCGUCCCCUGCCAUUGUGCGUCUUAUUUCCCGUCCCCAGCCAUUGUGCGUCUUAUUUCCCGUCCCCAGCCAUGCCUCGCCUCACCUCCCUGCUGCGGUGCGUGGCGGAGUCCACCAAGAAGGCGUCCAACCUGCCGGAGGGGUACAUCAAGCGGGCCAUGGAGCAGGUUGCCUGGAAGAACCCUCGUGGUAUGAUGUACCGGAGGGUGGUGGUCAAGAGGAAGAAGUACCACUUUGACGUUCACAGGCCAUGGUCGCAGGAGUUUAAAAUAGAUAACGCACCUGGGACACGUAAACAGAAAGUGUUCAUUGAGCCAAUCGGGGAGUGGAGCUUCUUCAAGGGUGACCAGGUGGAGGUGCUGGUGGGGAAGGACAAGGGGAAGCAAGGCCUGGUAAACUACAUGGUGGAGGAGAGGAACUGGGUCAUGGUGGAGGGACUCAACUGUGACUACACUACUGUUGGAAAGACCAAGAACUACCCAGGCAUGUUGAUGAAGACUGAGCAACCUCUGCUAGUCACUGAGCAUGUCGCUCUCGUGGAUCCCUCAGACAACAAGCCGUGUAAGGCUGAGUGGCGCUACACUGAGGAGGGGGAGAAGGUGAGGGUGUCAACACGCACGGGAAGGAUCAUUCCCAUCCCCAAGAUGGCUGAGGAGACCCCAGAUUACAAGACCAAGGCAACGUACGCUGAGCAGGACAAGGACACAACAGCGGAUUUAGUAACCAGCAUCACAUUUCAACCCACUCUGAGGACCUUUGAGAUGGACAUUGCUGAGAAGAUGGGCAUCAAGGAGGACAGGAUACCCCAUAAGACCUACUGGUACUGAGGCUGUUAAGUUUCAUGUGUGACGUGCCAGUGGUGUGUGCACAAGACAGAAAGUUGAUUUGCAUUUAUAUCACGUUACAUCAGCUUUUUCAUGUGACAUUGAGGAGAAAAGGUAUUUAAUUGAUCGUUAUCAUCAAUCUGACAUUUUAACUACAGCAACACAGUACCUGUUAUUGACUGGUUGCUUUCACAUUCAGUUGACCUUGAAGCUGUGUCAUUCAUCAUAACAUGCACGCUUGAUGGCAACUAUGACUUUGUAAAGUUGAUGUUUGCACAUCACAUUAAAUCACGGUGUGUCAAUUAUGUUUCCAGCAUUGCACACACACAUAACAUACACAUGGAGCUCUAUAGGGCAGGCUCACCUCGUAACUGAAAGGUCCUGGUUUCAAUUCCAGGGCAGAGUGGAGAUGGAUGGGUAGUCACCUUUAAUCCCUGCCACCUGUCCACCCAAUAGUGAAUUUUGUCUUGCCUCUCAGGGAGGUGUGGGUGGGAAGUCCCAGCCAUUCCCAGAGAUCAGUUAUCUGAGCUCCAAGCUCAUUUAGGGAGAAUGCUGGCUGGGGAUCACAAGCUCAUCACAUGAUCUGACCAUGGUGAAUUACACACACACACACACACACACACACACCGCUCCGGUAGCUCAGUUGGCUAGAGCACCGCGCUGCAAGGCUUCACGGCCAAACAGGCAGCGGUUCGAGCCCCGCUCAGGCUGGAUUUUUUCCGUUGACUAGGAGUAGUGGUUACUGUCCCCCCUUGAGCAAGGGGGAUGGGGUGUGUGGUGUGUGAGGUCCUGGCAGUACCCAGAGAUCGACGUUAAUGAGCAUGCACUUGCUCCUGCCGGGAGGGUACCUGCUGGCGAAAGCGAGUCCAACUUGUGAUCAGGCCGAGGUAAAUUACACACACACAUACACACCGAAAAAUGCAACAUUUUGUAAUAUUCCAUUCAAUGACUUGGGAGACAAAAAGUACAUCAUUAAAAAGACCUUCAUUAGUAUUCAUAUGAGAAGCGUCACAAACAUUUGCAGUCAUGCUCCGCUGGCCACCCCUCAACCCAACCUAACAAAAACUGAUGGACUGCCUUUCCAUCGGAGUAAAGGCUGCAUAGUCGUGUGCACCCAAGGCCAUCGUCAAAAGAGUUUUGUGUAGCUAACAGGUUAAAAACAAUGGCUGCCCAUUCAAUUUUACAUGCCAUUUUACCCUCCUACACAGCCAUAUUAUAAUACUACUUGUAUUUGACAAACAAAGUAAAAUUAAAGGAAAAGAAUUCCCAACUACAGUGUCCCUUCUCACAGGAGCGGUAUAUGUUUGUUACACACAUGGAACCAGGAUGCAAACCCAGGUCUAUAUAUUAUGCCAUUACACACUAAUAUUCAAAAUAAAUAUUGUUCCUACUUGAAAAGCAAAAAGGGACUCAUUUUGUGAUGGCUUUGGGAACACAAUCAUUGCCUUCCACCAUUCACUUGUGUACAACAAGAAGUAUGAACUGACUGCUAUCUAUUUAAGUGGGAGAUUUUUGGAAGAGUUUCACGCUGCUGGCAAAGGUGGAUCCAUUACCCAUGUGUUUGUUAUCAAUGCAUGUCUUGUAAUCACAGGACCAACUGGCACAGUAAAUGAACAGAUGUUUUCCCAGUUGUUAAUAGUAUCAAGUAUCUCAAUGUAUUGUCCUCCAUUGUUGGUCGGAAGAGAACCUUCCUACUCUGUUUGGCAGAAUGUAAAUAUAUUUGUAUGUAAAUUUUA
Eriocheir sinensis (Chinese mitten crab) is the source of this 2627-nucleotide messenger RNA. It is a transcript of the gene mRpL24, whose product is annotated as probable 39S ribosomal protein L24, mitochondrial. Bases 139 to 894 code for a protein of 251 amino acids. Gene Ontology annotation, biological process: translation. Gene Ontology annotation, molecular function: RNA binding; structural constituent of ribosome. The transcript has 6 exons. The record is from RefSeq and is a predicted model, not a curated record. NCBI's taxonomy places the organism in Eukaryota, Metazoa, Arthropoda, Malacostraca, Decapoda, Varunidae. Gene Ontology annotation, cellular component: mitochondrion; ribosome.